Messenger RNA from Paramormyrops kingsleyae, 2216 nucleotides. RefSeq names its product BICD family like cargo adaptor 2 (gene bicdl2). The record is from RefSeq and is a predicted model, not a curated record. NCBI's taxonomy places the organism in Eukaryota, Metazoa, Chordata, Actinopteri, Osteoglossiformes, Mormyridae. Gene Ontology annotation, biological process: vesicle transport along microtubule; Golgi to secretory granule transport.
CCGCCCCCAGGCUGAGUGAGCUCACCUGUGUGACUCGGGCACCUCUCUCCUCCCUUUAGGGGUGGGAGAAGUCGCCACCCACAUGGGGGCGGACUUGGGAAACUGGCUGGGUUCGCGGCGAGAUACCGGGUCGACGCCGAGGCAGAGACAGCUGGAUGUUGGACUGCACCCAGACAGCAGCCUGUGUUGCGGGAUCAGCCGGGCGGGAAGAGGAGCAGGUGGAACAGGAGUGGAGGAACAGGGAGUCUGAAACCUUUUCCACACUUGGGUAUUAACCCGCAAUUUGUCUCACCGACAGGAAGUAGCUGGCUGUAAACUGUGACAUCACAGACUGUCUUCGUUUGGAGGCUCAGUGGGUCGCCAUGUCACAAGGAAGUUCCUGAUGGCCACCUGCUGACCAGGAACUGAGCGCAUCAGGAAGGGACAGGGGUGUUGGUCAAGGUCGGAGUGAAGCUGACAUUGUUGCAGUGAGGCGUCGGGACUCACUGGACCACGGGAACCACAAAGCUGAUGAUGAUGUCGGCCUGCCUGUGACAUCACAGCGGUCGGUGUCAUGUCAUCAUUGUCACGGAGUAGUGACUCUUCCAGGAGAGACAGGAUGGCCUCAUCAAACCUGGAGGAUUCCUUCUUCCCUUUCUCACCAUCAUCCCAGAACACAGGAUCUGUGAUCCACCCAGCAUCCGUGCACGGAUAUGGACCCAUCCCCGAGCCUGAGGUGGAGCGGUCGGGUCCACUCUGCGAGGACAGUAACCCCCUGCUCCUGGAGAGGGACCUGAUCCUCGCAGCAGAGCUGGGUCAGGCUCUGCUAGAAAGGAACGAGGAUCUGGCAGCUCAGCUGGAACAAAAGGAGAAGGAGGUUGAGGCGCUACAGCAGGAAAGGUUUGAGCUGCAACAGCGACUAGACGUCCUGGGGCUGGAGGGGAGCCAGCGGGAGGCUGAGCAGCUGGCGGACAUCGCCGCCCUCCGCGAGAAGCUGGACCGGCAGCUCAGACAGGCCAAGGACCGUCGACAGGAGGAGAGCGAGCAGCUCAAGCAGCUAUCCAGUCACAACCAGCGGCUAGUGGAGCAGCUGGCAGAGGCGGUGUCGGUGGAGCACAGCCUGCGUUCGGAGCUGCGGUCGCUGCGGGAGGAGAUGGAGGACGGGAGCCUGAGCCGUUCCAUCAGCUCUGCCAGGCUGGACAGCCUGCAGGCCGAGAACAGGGUCCUUCAGGAGCGUAAAGUCAAUGCGGAGGAGCGGCUGAGGUCCAUGCAGGAGGACAACAGCAGGUUGCGGGCGGAGCGGGACGGGCUGAGGGGGAGGGUGACGGAGCUGCAGGCCACGCUAAGCGAGAAGGACGGGGAGCUCGACCAGGAGUGCAGUUCGUCCUUCCAGCUGCGUACGCAGUACCACACGCUGCAGCAGAAGAUACAGGACCUUGGGGGUGAGGUCAUCCCUGGGGGAGGUGCCAUUUUCCCCCUAUCCCUGCAGUGUGAGAUUCAGCAGUCCCAGGCUAAAGAGGCUAUUCAAGUUCAUUCCGAAAUCCUGCAGGAGAAAGACACCGAAAUCCAGAAGCUGAAAUCCGAGCUGCUGUCCAAAGAUAAAGAACUGGAAUCUCUUAAAGAGGAGCUGCAGCCUUUCAGGCAAACUCCCGGCAAGCCGGGUUACAGCACUCUGGAGUGGGAGCUGGCCGCGAUGCAGCGAGAGCGCGACUCACUGAACCAGCAGCUGCUCAACACUAUCAAGCACAAGGUGAUGCUCUCGCAAGAAGUGGAGGCCUGGCAGGAGGACAUGAGGCUGGUGAUCCGGCACCAGGUAGAGCAGCGGGAGGAGAAGCAGAAGGAAAAGAGAGGCCUCAGCAGAGACACUCGCACCAGCAAGUCCCUCCGCCUGCGAGGGGAAGGGGGAAAGAAAGACAAAGGAGGCUUCUUCUCCUCAUUCUUCAGUGCUGACUGAGGGCGCCACCUGGUGGCAAGGAAGACAAAGUCUUGCACUGUCAUUCAAAUCACUCUCCUUCCCGGACAAUUACCACCUGAGUAAUUUAGGUGGCCUGUUUCUGUACUAAAGCAUGUAAACUUUUUUUUAAUGCAUUACAUGGUAAUGCAUCCAUUUUUUAAAAUUAAAUAAUUAUUAUUAAUUCAUUCAUCCAUUCUGUUCCACUGUACCUGGCCAAUGAAGUGAAUUGUUUCCAAACAGAUGGCAACUCUCACCUAAAUAUAAUACGAAUAUAAAUAUUUUU